This is a messenger RNA of Exophiala oligosperma, 3925 nucleotides long. RefSeq lists its product as uncharacterized. Gene Ontology annotation, molecular function: plus-end-directed microtubule motor activity; microtubule binding; ATP binding. Gene Ontology annotation, cellular component: nucleus; spindle microtubule. Gene Ontology annotation, biological process: microtubule-based movement; mitotic spindle assembly. Lineage: Eukaryota; Fungi; Ascomycota; Eurotiomycetes; Chaetothyriales; Herpotrichiellaceae. Bases 69 to 3707 code for a protein of 1212 amino acids. The transcript has 2 exons. The record is from RefSeq and is a predicted model, not a curated record.
UACAUGCGCUUUCCUUUACUUUACAGAGUUUUUCCUGAUCUCGUCGCGCAUCGCGGUAUACGGCCAAUAUGGUAGGCUACCAGCGACCGGCGCCUUCAGCACGAAGAUCAAUGCGUCCUCCUCCUCGCCCACAUCCCACUCAGCAUGCCUCAAUGACGGGUCGCGCCCCGUCUCCAGCAGAGUCGGUCGUCUCGACGGCCGGAACAAAGAGAAAAGAAAGAGAUUUUGAUCAAGAUCAUGGUGAGGAGACGAACAUUCAUGUUGUGGUACGGUGUCGAGGCCGCAGCGAUCGAGAAGUCCGAGAGAACAGCGGGGUGGUGGUGUCAACAACUGGCGUCAAGGGCAAAAAUGUCGAGUUGUCGAUGGGACCAAAUGCUAUCAGCAAUAAGACCUAUCACUUCGACAAGGUCUUCUCGCCGGCUGCGGAUCAGGCGAUUAUCUUUGAAGAUGUCGUGGCGCCAAUAUUGAACGAGAUGAUGACGGGUUUUAAUUGCACAAUAUUCGCAUACGGCCAGACGGGAACAGGGAAGACAUACACCAUGUCCGGCGACAUGACUGACACACUUGGGCUCCUUUCUGAUGCCGCAGGUAUCAUACCUAGGGUUCUCUAUUCGUUAUUCCAGAAACUUGAAGCCGAAGAGGUGGAAUGCUCGGUCAAGUGCUCAUUCAUCGAGUUGUAUAACGAAGAGCUGCGAGACUUGCUAUCAACAGAUGAUGCUAUCAAGCUCAAAAUCUAUGACGAUUCCAACAACAAGAAGAGCCAUUCCGCAACAGUGGUGCAAGGAAUGGAAGAGUCACACAUCAACAACGCCGCAGCAGGCAUUAAAUUGUUACAGCAAGGCAGCUACAGACGACAAGUCGCCGCCACAAAAUGCAACGACUUGAGUUCGCGAAGCCAUACGGUCUUCACCAUCACCACCUACGUCAAGAAGCCAAGUGAGAGCGGAGAGGAUUACAUCUGUUCUGGGAAACUCAACCUUGUCGAUCUUGCAGGUAGUGAAAACAUUCAGAGAAGCGGCGCCGAGAACAAGCGAGCUGCCGAAGCCGGUCUGAUCAACAAAAGCUUACUAACACUUGGGCGUGUGAUUAAUGCACUUGUGGACAAAAGUGCUCACAUUCCCUAUCGUGAAUCAAAGCUCACGAGACUACUUCAAGACUCCCUAGGUGGCAGGACGAAGACUUGUAUCAUCGCGACAGUAUCUCCCGCAAAGAGUAACCUCGAGGAGACGAUUUCCACACUCGACUACGCCUUCCGAGCGAAGAACAUUCGGAACAAGCCUCAAGUCAAUUCUAUGAUCUCGAAGAAAACAUUGCUUAAGGAGUUUACCAAUGAGAUUGAGAAGCUCAAGAGUGAAUUGAUCGCUACUCGGCAACGCAAUGGUGUAUAUUUGACCAACGAUCAAUACGAAGAGAUUACGGUCGAGAGCGAAUCUAGGAGGAUCCUUAGUGAGGAACAGAAGGCACGCAUCGAAACCAUGGAGGUCAGCUUGCGCAACAAAGUCCAAGAACUGUUCAAUUUAACCAAUAAUUUUACCACACUCAAACGGGACACUGAGGCAACAAGGUCGACACUAGAGAGUACCAAGAGUGUCCUUUUGAAGACUGAGGCGGUACUGGCCGACACCGCAAGAAAUCUCAAUGAAGAGACUGUUUUGCGCGAGGCUCACGAAGAAACAGAAGAGAAACUGUUUAGAAUCGGCACGGAGCUGGUCUCGACAGUUGGCAUGUCAGUAGAAGAUGUCCACGAACUUCAUGCCAAGUUACGGCGUAGAUCUGAUCUCCAUGCCCAAAACCAUGAAUCAUGGAAGACCUCGGUUGAUAGCGUCGCUACUGCCUCUGACCUAGUUGAUGCCGAAAUUGAACGCUUCCAGGCAGCACACGCACAACUAAUACAGGCUAGCAAGGAACGAUUGGCAGCCUUUUUGUCGGCCCAGAGAGCUCAACUUGAAAGUUCGGCGAAAGUGGCUUUAUCGAAAGCAUCAGAGCUCGAAGAAAGUCGCCUUGCUAUCAAUGGUCAGUCUCUUAAAGCCAAGGAUGACAUGAAUUCUGUGCUAGAAGAGAUCAAGGACCUCCGGGAAAGCGUCAAAGAAAAGGUUGGCGAAGGUCUUCAAGGACUGUCAGAUGCCGCAGCCAAAAUCUCGGCGGAGGUCAUGUCCGAGCUUGAACAAUUCCAUGCUCAGUUGCAUACAUCCUACAGUGGCCUAGGAAAAGAUGUGAAGACAAUGUUUGACGAACUUACAAGACAGCUCUCUGCUCAGCGUGAAGAGGCAGACACCUUGAGAUUUGCCCUGCAGGAAGCAAACAAAGCGAACAUCGAGUCACAGCUGGCAGUCUCGACCCAGCUCCAAACCAUCCGAGAUGACGAGAGGAGAAUCGCGGAAGAGGAGAGGCAGAAACUUAAGGAGCAGAUCUUCCAAGUUAUUGACGCAUCGUCACAGAGACAGCAAGAAAGACUAUCUGACAAUCUGAUUAAGACCCAGACUAAUCUUGUCGGUGCGGCCGAGCAAUUUGAGAGCUCAGAUAAGGACUAUCGUGACAAGAUGGACAAAUGGGCAGAGGACGACACGGGUCUAAUGACCAUGGUGGUUAAAGCAAGGGAGGACAUCAAGACCAGAAUGAAAGGGGAUUGGACUGCUAUCAAUACGCGGAACACCGCCAUACAGAAGUCCACCAAAGCCAUCCACGAAGAAUCUACCAAGAUUGUUGAUGCCCAGCUAACCCAGAUGUCGACUCAAAUGGCUGCUUUGGACGACUUUGUGACACGGGCACGUUCGCAGAAUGACAACGAUCAUGCGGAAAUACAGCAGAACUUGAACAAGCUCGUCUCGAAUGUUGGUGAAGGGUUUACCGGCCUCGAAAACGCCUCUAAUGAGCAGAAGAUGAUCCUGGACAACUUCGAGGAGCAGACCCAAUCUCAUUCCAAUGGAGAAGGGCUCGUCGCAUCUUUCCGAGACACCCUUAAGCCGCAUUUGCAAGAUCUGAAGGCAGAAGUGACGAGGCCAACGUUUAAAGAAUACCUACCGACAGGGCAGACACCCCAGAAGCGCGACUGGGAAUACCCAACCACCCUUCCGCGUACGGAUAAUCACGAGUCUAUCAUUGCAAGACUACGUGGUUUGCCUGAUCCAGCACUAGCAUCGAGAACGCCAACUUCGCGAACACCUGCCCGCUCCCCGCGCAAGCAAACAUCACCCAAGAAAGCGUUUAGCUCUCCAAGCAAGAUGACCAGUCCUAGCAAGACGAAAGUCUUUACUGAUGUGGAUUCGGCCGAUACCCAACAACAGCAACAACCCAACUCACAAAAUCAAGUCGCCACUACCAGCUUGCCGUUUGAUCAAAGCAAGUCCGGUAUGGGUUUGAAAGAGAUUGACAUCAAUGUCCUCGGUCGCCCACCCUCUGGCCCCUCUGCUCCGUCGCUAGCAGCGGGAACGGUUGAAGAGAAAGAGCGAGAACGCGAAGGAGGUAGACCUGUUCUGCUGGAUUUCAGUAAGAGUCUGGGUCAUGGCUCAGGACAGCCGCCGCUUAAGAGACAUGCGACUACGAAUGCGGUCGUGGAGAGCAAAUUGCCGGCCAAGCAGAAAUUCGCACGAGCUAAAAGUACAAUGACGGGCAUGGGAAUGAAUACAGGGGUUGAGAACUUCAGUCAGUCUGUUGGGCCGACUAUGGGAGGAAGAAGAUUGAGGAGUAUGGUCAAUCCCCCAGAGUAAUCUUCAUGGUUGGAAACAGCAAUAUGAUGGGCGAGCUCGUUGAUUGCAAGGUUUUGGCUUGGGUCAUUUUUUUGAAUCGAAAUUGAGUUACGAGAUACCCCUAUUCCGUUUUUUGGUACGUAGAUUACCAGUCGGUCUUAUUGAUGAUGCUGCGAAGAGGCAUUGGUUAGGAAUAUUGUAUUGCUUACGGAGUACUCGUACAAGACAGUGGACAGGCC